Saprolegnia diclina VS20 is the source of this 1625-nucleotide messenger RNA. RefSeq lists its product as hypothetical. The transcript is spliced from 8 exons. Bases 361 to 1587 code for a protein of 408 amino acids. NCBI's taxonomy places the organism in Eukaryota, Oomycota, Saprolegniomycetes, Saprolegniales, Saprolegniaceae. The record is from RefSeq and is a predicted model, not a curated record. Gene Ontology annotation, molecular function: protein binding.
CCCAAAACGAAGUGCGUCGAGUGUAAUGCUAAAGGCGCCCCGUCAACGAGUGACGCGAGAGCCUUCACGCUGCAUGAUACCAAGGGCACUGGUGACAUCCUUGAGGCACUUUGAGUUGAGUUUCGAGUUGGAGUUUGCGGUAAAAUUGUACCUUCUGUACCCAGGGUAUAUCGACGGCUCCUCAACCCCGGACUCGUCACAACCGAGAAGCGCCCUGUGCCUUAGGUAGCACCCUUAGAUGCUACGCUCUCAGCCAAGUGCUCUUUUGCAACUCCGCUGGCUCACACUCCGCAGUCGACGCAGCCCACCUCACGGCGUUGUCCGAAUCACAGGUCCAAGGGCGCGGCUGGGCAACGAGGGAUGUUCUGCAAAAUCCACAACGACACUGGUGAUAGCUCCAAAAAUUCUCAAACUAAACUCAAAACCCAUCGCAACAAAGCAGUUGCCACGACUGUCGGUUACCAAGAAGCGAUGCUCGGGGUGUGGUCUACGACAGCGAACGAUGCGCGGGGCGCCUUCAGCAUGGCCGAGCUCACCGAGGCUACGUCCAACCACGUGGCGACCAAGUCGUUUCGGAAAGACUACCUCGCGUACUGCAAGCUCAUGGCGCUCGUGCCCCACCCCAAGCUGUUGCCCAACUUUGACGAAGAAGACAAAGACUGUCUUCACCAAAACUACGACGAGUCGGACGUCGCCACCAUCACCGUGCGCAACUGGAUGCUCGACAUGCCGUCGCUGUUGCUCAUGGACUUGGCGCUGCAGCGGGCGACUUCGGUCCACACACUCAUUCUCUUCAACGUGUCGCUGACCGUCCCGCAGCUUCAGUUUGUUUGCACGCAGCUACCGUCCACAAGCCUCAAGACGCUGCACUUGGAGUGGAACGACGUGCCGCCGCUCAACCUGGACGCGCCCGACACGAUCAUUGAAGACCACACCGUCUGCUUUGCCCGCUUGCUCGCGGCACCGACGCAGCUGACACAGCUUUCGCUCCGCGCCAACGGCAUUUCCUCCGAGGGUGCGAUCGCGCUGGCGGGAGCGCUUCGGCAAAACGCGACGUUGACGCAGCUCAACUUGUUUCGGAAUGGCAUUGGUGAUGUUGGGGUCGAGGCGCUCGCGCAAGCACUCUCCGAGAACAAGACGCUGCAGCACCUCUCGGUGGCCAACAACGGUGUCUCGGGCGCCGGUGCGCUGGCUCUGGUGCGCGCGAUCACGCACUACGUCUUGUCGGAAGCCCAGCUCAAGCAACUCGCCGACAUGGAAGUGCUUGUCCAGACUACGCUGGAGGCGGCCAAGAAGCAAAAGAAGAAGCUCGACCGUGCCGACGUGGUCAAAGAACUCAACAUGGUUGAGACCGAAACUGUCGACGGCGUGGUGUACGGCCUCGGCAACAGCACGCUGCAGUCGAUUUCACUCAGCGGCAACGAGCUCUCGGAUGUUGAGCGCGACCUCUUGCCGCUGCAGCAGCUCCUCGAGGAGUUCGACGAAAAGCUACAGAUGCACUUUGCUGGUCUCAAAGUGCAGCGCAUGUUCACGCCCGGCCAGCUCACGGGCGUGGGCAAGCCGCUCUCGACCUUCCUCGUGCUGUAAACGCCAUAACGAAGAGCAACGUGUCAUUUGCAGCGUAG